This is a messenger RNA of Penicillium atrosanguineum, 2157 nucleotides long. It is a transcript of the gene fos-1, whose product is annotated as sensor histidine kinase/response regulator Fos-1/TcsA. Bases 1 to 2157 code for a protein of 718 amino acids. Gene Ontology annotation, biological process: phosphorylation; phosphorelay signal transduction system. Gene Ontology annotation, molecular function: phosphorelay sensor kinase activity. NCBI's taxonomy places the organism in Eukaryota, Fungi, Ascomycota, Eurotiomycetes, Eurotiales, Aspergillaceae. The transcript has a single exon. The record is from RefSeq and is a predicted model, not a curated record.
AUGGCUCUGGACGAGCAAAUGCUCCACCUCAGCCUUGAGGAUCACCGGCCCGUUAAUUUCGCCAUGGUUGUGACGCCACCUGCAGAGAGCGAACUAGGACAUCCGGACAAAACAGCUGGUCUAUUUUCUGAUCCCGCCACGACGAGCUUGCCGCAGACUGCGACUGCGAAUCCGAAUGCGAAUGCGAAUGCGCCCGUGACGGCGGCCGCGACCGAUGCCCAUUCCAUGGCCCGAAUCUACCGCUGCACACCAACCCCGACUAUUCUCCUCGACGGCUCCCUUCGGGUGAUCCAGACUUCCGAUAGUCAUUUAAAUUUCUUCAAACAUGAUAGCAAAGAUUUACUGGGAACGAGUGUAUACGAGCUGGCACCGGGCAUCAUCCCUGCGCCGGGCAUCGUUUCGUUGAGUGGCGCGCUCGGUGCAGCCAUUACAACCCGCGAGGUUCAAACUAUCGAAAACAUUCACGUCCAAGACCACGACUCCGAAUUUUCUCUGCGCGUGACACCUAUCUUUGACGGCGACACUUUAAUAUAUGUACUCUUGGAAGCCCACAUUACGAGGCGAUCGAAGUCUGCGCCAAAGAUCAGUGAACAGACUUACAUCAACGAGACCUACAGAACUCUGAUAGAUACCGUUAAGGACUAUGCCAUAUUCAUGUUGGAUAUCCGGGGUCAUAUUGCGACAUGGAAUUCAGGUGCCGCCAUUCUCAAGGGGUACACGGCGGACGAGAUCAUCGGCCAGCACUUUUCGAUCUUCUACGGAUCUGAGGAUCGCGAGACCGACAAACCAGGCCGUGAGCUCGAGGUCUGCCUGCGCGACGGAAAAGUCGAGGACGAGGGAUGGCGCUAUCGGAAAGACGGUGGGCAAUUUUGGGCCAACGUCAUGAUCACCCCGAUCUAUCAGUUUGGACGCCAUGUGGGAUUUGUCAAGGUCACUCGAGACCUGACGGAGCGAAAGGCUGCAGAGGCGCGGCUGAUCGACGCGUUUGAGGAAUCCUCCAAAAUGAAAACUGAUUUUCUUGCGAACAUGUCUCACGAGCUACGCACCCCUAUGAACGGAAUGUUUUUGGCCCUGACCGUGCUGAUGAGAACGUCUCUCAGCCCCGAGCAGCUGGAAUAUGCAUCGAUUUUGGAAGACUCGACUUCCAUCCUGCUACAGGUUAUCAACGAUGUGCUAGACUACUCGAAAUUGUCAUCGGGCUCCUUUUCUCUGACUGCCGAUGUCUUGGAUGUCCCCGCCGUGGUGAGUGCGGUCAUAAGAAACUGCCAGCCAACACUCAAGUCCGGGGUCGUGCUCGAGACUUCUGUGGACCCCAGCUUCCCCAGGGGUAUCAAGGGUGAUCCUCUGCGUUUUCGCCAGAUCUUGCAAAACCUCGUCGGCAAUGCUGUCAAGUUCACCGAGAGUGGAUACGUCCAUGUGAAUGCAUCUUACUCAGUGGAUGAAAGCAAUCCGCAAUCGUACAACAUUUCAGUCCAGGUGGUGGACUCUGGAAUAGGAGUCCCCGAGGAUGCAACCAGUACACUUUUCACUCCCUUUACUCGAUUUGCGGAUUCGACCACGAAGCGUUAUCAGGGGACUGGAUUGGGACUUUCCAUUUGUAAAAGUCUUGCCGAACUCAUGAAUGGAGCGGUUGGGUUUCAUGCGAAUCCCGAUGGUCUCGGUAGUGUAUUUUGGCUGUCGGCCAAGAUGGGCCGUAUCGACCGGCAUGUUCCGUCAACCCAACGAAUGGCCUCGAAAGUGCAGGAAGUUACCUUGGAUAGGUCAUCUCUGCUUCAGAAAGUGGCUAUGCACAAACCUAUUCUGCUCGUGGAAGACAACAAAGUCAAUCAAACGAUCAUGCUCAAGCUUCUGGGAACGUUGGGCUUUGACCGCGUGGAUGCGGCCUGGGACGGGGCUGAGGCCGUGCGCAUGGUAAAACAGAAACCUUUUGCCUACAAUGUGAUUCUGAUGGACAUCAACAUGCCCGUGAUGGACGGAUUGACAGCGACGGAAAAAAUUCGGCAACUCAACAUUGACGUCCCUAUCAUUGCACUGACUGGAAAUGCCCUGAAAGGCGACGCGGAAACUUAUCUGGCCAAGGGGAUGAAUGACUAUGUGGCUAAGCCAAUCCACCGGCAGCAGUUGGUGGAUGUCUUGUGGAAGUGGUGCGGAUCAUAA